AUGUGCUCCCGCCAAGACAAAGACCAGUGCCACCGGCAAGAACAAUCCUCAUGCCACGACAGUGAAGGGUGCCACAGGAGCAGCAGUGGAUCCGGAUGCCACAGGAGCAGUGGUGGAUCCGGAUGCCACAGGAGCAGUGGGGGAUCUGGAUGCCACAGGAGCAGUGGGGGAUCUGGAUGCCACAGGAGCAGCAGUGGAUCCGGUUGUCACGGGAGCAGAGGAUUCGGAUGCCACGGGAGCAGUGGUGGAUCUGGAUGCCAUGGGAGCAGUGGUGGAUCUGGAUGCCACGGGAGCAGUGGGGGAUCUGGAUGCCAUGGGAGCAGUGGGGGAUCUUGCCAUGGAAAGCCACAGGAUUGCCAGCAGCAGAUUUAUCAAGGAAACCCACAGACCCACUCCCAGCGGCAGCAGCAGCAGCAGCAGCAGCAGCAGAUCCCCCAGCUGCCCUCGCAGAAGCUGAAGUGA
Molecule: messenger RNA, 462 nt
Organism: Tauraco erythrolophus (red-crested turaco)
Lineage: Eukaryota; Metazoa; Chordata; Aves; Musophagiformes; Musophagidae
Source: RefSeq, a predicted model, not a curated record